CCUAACGGCUGAAAAAAUAAAAAAAUAAAAAAGGGGGAAUGGACGCGAAGACGCAGCAGCAGCAGCAGCAUCUGUACCAAACGAUGAGCGUUGUGUCGCUUUGAACGGCUCUUGGUUUAAAAAAUAAGGAUAAAGACGAGCUGCUGUCACCAUGUAUGGUUUUGUGAAUCACGCCUUGGAGCUGCUCGUUUUGAGGAAUUACGGCCCGGAUGUGUGGGAAGACAUCAAGAGGGAGGCACAGCUUGAUAUCGAGGGUCAGUUCCUGGUUAGAAUCAUAUAUGAAGAUGCCAAAACAUACGACCUUGUUGCUGCUGCGAGCAAAGUUCUCAAGAUCGAUGCAGGAGACAUCUUGCAGUUGUUCGGGAAGAUGUUUUUUGAAUUUUGCCAAGAGUCGGGUUACGACACGAUCCUGCGCGUGCUGGGAUCAAAUGUUCGUGAAUUCCUGCAGAAUUUGGACGCUCUACACGACCACCUCGGUACCAUCUAUCCCGGCAUGAGGGCCCCCUCAUUCCGCUGCACGGACGCAGAAAAGGGGAACAAUCUGAUUCUUCACUACUACUCAGAGCGGGAAGGCCUGCAAGACAUUGUGAUUGGCAUCAUUAAAACCGUCGCUCAACAAAUCCACGGAACAGAGAUCGAGAUGAAGAUGAUCCAACCGAAAAGCGAGGAGUGCGACCACAUCAAGUUUCUGAUCGAGGAGAAGGACUCGGAGGAAGAGGCGUUCUACGAGGACCUGGAUGGCUUCGAGGAGAACGGCACACAGGAGACUCGAAUCAGCCCGUACACGUUUUGCAAGGCCUUCCCGUUCCACCUCAUGUUUGACAAAGACCUGAUGCUCACACAGUGUGGGAACGCCAUUUACAGGGUCCUGCCUCAGCUCCAGCCUGGUACCUGUAUCCUACCUUCAGUUUUUUCUUUGGUCCGUCCUCACAUUGACUUCAGUUUUCAUGGCAUCCUCUCCCACAUCAACACCGUCUUCGUUCUGCGAAGCAAGGAGGGCCUGCUGAAUGUGGAGACUGUAGAGAACGAGGACGAGCUAACGGGGGUGGAGAUCAGCUGUCUGAGAUUGAAAGGACAGAUGAUUUACUUGCCAGAGGCGGAGAACAUCCUUUUUCUUUGCUCACCCAGUGUCAUGAACCUGGAUGAUCUCACACGAAGGGGGCUGUACCUGAGUGAUAUCCCCCUGCACGACGCUACUCGUGACCUGGUGCUGCUGGGCGAGCAGUUUCGUGAGGAGUACAAGUUGACCCAAGAGCUGGAAAUCUUGACAGAUCGUCUGCAGCACACACUCCGGGCCCUGGAGGACGAGAAGAAGAAGACGGACAGAUUGCUCUAUUCCGUUCUGCCGCCAUCUGUUGCCAACGAGCUGCGACACAAACGGCCCGUCCCGGCAAAACGCUACGACAACGUGACCAUCCUCUUCAGUGGCAUUGUGGGAUUCAACGCCUUCUGCAGCAAGCACGCCUCGGCCGAGGGAGCCAUCAAGAUAGUCAACCUGCUCAAUGAUGUUUACACACGUUUUGACAUCUUGACAGACUCCCGGAAUAACCCUUAUGUAUACAAGGUGGAAACAGUGGGUGAUAAAUACAUGACAGUCAGCGGCCUACCAGAGCCGUGCACACACCACGCCAAGUCAAUCUGCCACCUCGCUCUUGAUAUGCUGGAGAUCGCUGGACAAGUCAAAGUGGAUGACGAACCAGUACAGAUUACUAUCGGGAUCCACACAGGAGAAGUAGUGACCGGGGUGAUUGGUCAGAGGAUGCCCAGAUAUUGCCUUUUUGGAAACACGGUCAACCUCACAAGUCGCACAGAAACUACUGGUGAAAAGGGGAAAAUAAAUGUCUCCGAAUAUACUUACCGGUGCUUGCAGUCUGCUGAGAACGCUGACCCUCAGUUUAAUCUGGAGUAUCGGGGCCCCGUCACCAUGAAAGGAAAGAAGGAGCCAAUGAAGGUGUGGUUUCUGUCCAGGAUGCCCACUGACACUGACUCCACACACAGUUAGAGCUUAACAAAUCAGAUACAACACUAAAACACCACAAGUGUCAUCCAACUGAGGCUUCAGUAUGAUACCGUCUAGUAUUUUCUUUAUAACGACACAGAUCAUGAGGCGGGGAUGGGAUGGAUCAGAUGAAAUGAUUAUUUAUCCACAGACACGUCGAUAUUUUUAAUAUGUGAUUUGAAUCUUUACCGUUGCUCUUCCUUCUCUUCCGCUUGACCGUGAUCUGUCAUGACCUCACUAUAUUUAUUUUUAGUGCACACGCAAUUUAGUCAAGUGUUUCCUGAACAGUAGCGGUUAGUGAUACGUAUACGGUACAUUGAAGUUUGAUACUUUUUUGGACACUGUUAUUGUACGUGAUAAUCACAAAAGGUUUUGAUAAACAAAACAUUUUUGCAUCUAUGUUAAAGCUUAAUGUUCAGCUGCUAAUGUUGCCAAAAAAUACUCAGAUUUAUAGUCUUUAUCAUUCCAAACAACUCAUUUCACUUCACAUGGAUCAAUAUAUAUUUUAACAUUUACACUUAUGGUCACAGUGACAAAAUUUAGAUUUAAAAUGAAAGAGUGUAUUAAGAAUAAUACUAGAGCUUGAUAUAUUUGUGCCAAUACAUUAUCUUUUGAGGGACCCCUUUUAUUUUUUAAACCACUGGUUGUGUUAUUAAGUUUUACACUGAAUAUGUUACACUGGCAUCAAGACCAUUAGAAGAAAUACAAAUUUAGAUAUCAUAGAUGUGUAAUUUAGAUUUAUAAUCACCUUUUUCAGCAGUUCUUUGGCACAAAAGCAACAUUAGAUUCAUAUAGUGCAUUUCAAAGAAGUGGUUCAUGUUUUUUUAAAAGUCAGAUGUUGAGCCAUUACUAAACCUGCGUCAUCAUGUAUCAACCACUGAAUUAUUAAAAGAGUCUUAUAAUUAAAAUUGAGCACUACACACUAAUUUAUUCAAUGUAUUUAUUGCACCUCUCCACUUAUUGCAAAUUCACUUUUCAGUUCUACUAAACAUUGUUGAGAUAUCCCUAAUGAUCUACCAGUGUAUAUUUAUUGUCAACAUGAUAUUAUUUGAUAUUUAUUCUUUUUUCAUUAUUAAAUGUGAUUAUGACCUAGAAAACAGAAUAUACAGUGACAAAAAACAAGAAAACAAACAAACUCGAUUAUGGAUAAAAAAUGCUGUUCUGUGCCUCUAAGUUAAACUAUGUGCUGUAUGUGUUUCACAUGUAAUGUACCACACUUUUUUCACUCUACUUUUACAAAGUCAUUAUUAUUAUUAUUGUUAUUAAACAUCACAUAAUGUCCUCGAAGGGAAUUUUCUCUAACUAUUCAGUCUCCUGUGUACGAAACAAUCAGGUGCCUCUUCAACUGUACGAGUGCAUUUCUGUGCUUGUAAGACACAAAUGUUUUAUUUUAACAAUGUUUCUGUCGGGAGGUAACUAAUAAAAUAGUCCUGAGAAAAA
Messenger RNA from Larimichthys crocea (large yellow croaker), 3439 nucleotides. RefSeq names its product guanylate cyclase 1 soluble subunit beta 1 (gene gucy1b1). The record is from RefSeq and is a predicted model, not a curated record. Gene Ontology annotation, molecular function: heme binding; guanylate cyclase activity. Bases 152 to 2002 code for a protein of 616 amino acids. Gene Ontology annotation, biological process: response to oxygen levels; cGMP biosynthetic process. Gene Ontology annotation, cellular component: guanylate cyclase complex, soluble. The transcript has 13 exons. Lineage: Eukaryota; Metazoa; Chordata; Actinopteri; Sciaenidae.